Molecule: messenger RNA, 1658 nt
Organism: Saccostrea cuccullata (small rock oyster)
Lineage: Eukaryota; Metazoa; Mollusca; Bivalvia; Ostreida; Ostreidae
Product: E3 ubiquitin-protein ligase TRIM13-like
Exons: 1
Coding region: 9-1613 (534 amino acids)
Source: RefSeq, a predicted model, not a curated record
UCAUAAAGAUGGCCACAAGUCGCCUCGCUCGGAAUGUGACUGAGGACUAUUUGACCUGUACGAUUUGUCUACAGCGCUUCCGAGAUCCCAGGACUCUGCCGUGCGAGCACACUUUCUGCCUGGCCUGUCUGGCUAACCACAUCGGCGCCUCAGUAGAUGACGGAGUAUUCGUCUGCCCGGUGGACAAAACAGAAGUCCAGGCCAGCAAAGCAGACGACCCAUGGGAGAGCGCGCGAGCUUUCCCGACAGACAGUUUGGCGGAGGCGCUGAUCAAAGUGGUGGAGGAGGACACGAGGCGAGUGAACGUAAGCGAGGACGGACAGGAUCUGAAUUUCUUCUGCUUUGGAUGCCAGGUAAUGACGAGUGCUGAAAACGCUGUGGAAAAUCAUCGUCAUCCAAAUUGUCACUGUGUUAAUCUUCAGAAAGCUUAUCAACGAGUGAUGCCGGUGUUAAUCAAUUACAAUCGAGAACUGGAAAAGGUUUAUCUCAAAUCCGAGAAAAUCAAACGAGUUGUUACGAAUGGAAACGGGAUUUCUGAAGCGAAACAAGAAGUGUUGGGUGAAAUCGGCGAAUUCGAAACAAAAUUAGACGAUUUUUAUGCUGGAUGCAAAGCAACUCUUGGUGCAAUGAAAACAAAGGUAGCAGAACACGAAGUGAAAAGUGACAUGUCGAUCAAUCACGCAGUUCAUGAUGAAAUAGCUAAGAGAUACUCCUCUUUCAAUCAAAACUUUGACGACGAAAAUGUUCCAGAGCUCUUGUCUGUGUACCUUUCAGUCAAUAAAAAGCUAAAGGAACUUGAAAAGUUUGAAGAUUCUCUGCAAAUUAAAUCACAGAAGUUUCCAUUACAUUUUCUUCCAAAUAAACAGUUGUUGAACAUGUUGAGAAGCAAACAGCAAUGUGGAAAGUUGCAAGUUUCCUCGAGUUCACAUUUUAGAGGUCAGCAGUCGGCAGACGUUGAAGAGUGCAAUUAUUAUGACGUAGCAGCGACGGACAAGUAUAUCGUGACGUGUGACGGAGAGACGGGACUCGUUCAGCGCUUCCUGCACGACGGUUCUUAUGUCGAUUCCAUGCGAGUCGACAAUAUUUGUCGGAUGACUGUAGUUACAGACGAUGAAAUUGCAGCAACCCGUUUAUUCAAACGUAAAAUUGCCUACAUCUCUCUUGGAAAGAAAAUGCACAUUCGAGAUCAAAUCAGAACGAAGAAGUCGUACAUUGGAAUAUGUUUGUUGUCAACUGGGGAUUUCUGUGUGUCUUUUUAUGAUGGUGAAGAGCCACCAGGAAUAGAAAUUAUUUCAGACGAGGGGAAGGUCCUCAAAACACUUCUUGGACACAGGAAUCCCGCGGGGUCCGUCCCUCUCUUUCUCGUACCGAUGUUUCUAACAUCGACAGUCAGCGAUAACAUUGUCGUAUGCGACUUCACGGACACUAAUCACGUGAUCUGCUUCAACGAUAAUCUGGAACUUCUGUGGUACCAAGGUUUUCCCAGCAUGCCCUGUUGCGUGACGUCAGAUGAUGACGGCAUGCUUUACGUGUCUUUUCCCGAUUUGAAUGAGGUAUUGGUUGUGCACGAGGAUGAUGGGAAAAAGGUUAAGGACUGUGGUGAAGAAAAGUGAUGGCGUCCAUAGACCGUUUGCUAUUACGAUCAACGACAGCACACU